GGGCGGCUCCGUGUGCCGGAGCUGUCCAGCACUUCAGCAGGGGCCGCGCCGGGGCCGCGCGGGAGGGGCCGCGGCCGCGGGACCCCCGGCACCCCCGGCUCCCCCUGCUCCCCGGGCUCCCCCGGCACCCACCGGCACCCCCGGCACCCCCCGGACCGACAGCGACCCAGCGGGGCCGGGCCCAGCGGGACGGCGGGGCGAGGGACCCCAGGCUGUGCUGGGGAGGGUUUGGCUGAGGAGAUUUCAAACCCUGCGGGUGUUGCACGAGGGAAGGAGAGGGGGCAAGGCUUGGCAGCAAGGAACCACAGCAGCAACUCAACCGCUCGUCUUUUGGGAGUGUUUUGUGCUUCUCCUUCCCAGAUCAGGAGGCAAUCAUGGCUCUCUACAACAAUGGGGCUGACGUGCCUUCGCCCCAGGAAGCCUCCAACGGCUUCCCCCAGCCCGGUGCCUCAGGAACGUGGCACAAGGGCGAGGAGGAGGUGAGGCUGGUGGAGCCCAGCGUGGUGAAGAAGGCUCACCGGGAAAUCCUGGACCACGAGCGCAAGCGGCGCGUGGAGCUCAAGUGCAUGGAGCUGCAGGAGAUGAUGGAGGAGCAGGGGUACUCCGAAGAGGAGAUCCGACAGAAAGUGGGGACCUUUCGGCAAAUGCUGAUGGAGAAGGAGGGUGUGCUCACCAGGGAGGACCAGCACGGGCGCCACAUUGUGAUAGAAAACCACCACGGGGCAGAUGGGGAGGAGUACGAGGUGGAGUACCCUGGCUAUGGAGAGGGCUGCCUGCUGCAGUGCGACUGCUCGGCCGAGUGCUACCGCGAGGACAGCGGCCACCGCGAGUACAGGUUGAAAAGACGCUCGAGCAGCUCCACCUCUCCUCCACCCAAGAAGAAAAAGAAGAAGAAAUCAGGUCACCGCCGGAGCCGCAAAAAGAGGAAACCCGGCUCAGAGCGCAGCUGUGACAGCUCUUCACCCAUCCGCAAGGAAAAGAAAAAGAAGACUGGAAAGAAACACAGACGUGACAGGUCUGAGUCGGGGUCACGAAAAAAGAGAAGACACAGGUCCCGAAGCCCCAAGAACAAACGGAAAGAGAAAAACAAAGAGCGCAAGAGGUCCCGCAGCGAGUCCCCGGCCUGGCGCUCGCACCGCCGCAGCUCCUGCAGCUCCCACAGCGCCUCGCUCUCCUCCGACGACAGCGGCUCGAAAUCCCCGGGCAGGCUGAGCCCCAAGCGCCGGCAGGAUGGCCCCAAGGGCAGCAGCGCCCGCUCCAGCCGCAGCCCGUCCUCGCCCUCGCCGCAGCGCUCGGCCUCGCCGCACCAGAACGGGCACAAGGGCAGCGCCCAGAACGGCCGCCACAGCCACGGCGCCGCGCUCCCGGAGCCCUCGGAUAGGCCGGCCUCGGCGUCGCCCUCUCCGCGGGCUCACGGCAGGACGGAGCCGCCGUCCCCCCGCUGCCGGGGGGCUCGACACGGCGCCCGCAGCCCCCGCUCGCCCACGCCCGAGCGGGCCAAGCACGGCCACCGGCACCGCUCCCGCAGCGCCUCGCCGCCCUCCCGGCACCGCGGCCCCAGCAAGGGGCGGCCCGCGGCGCCCCGGGAGCCGCCGCCCAGCCCCGCCGGCUACAGCAGCGACUCGGAGGGCUCGGCCGGCUCCCAGCCCUACCACCCGCCCGCCGGCCCCGACAGGAACCACGGCGCGCACGGCAAGAAGGUGAAGGAGCGGCACCACCGGGGCCGGCCCAACAGCAGCUCGGAGUCGUCGGCCAAGCACUCCCGGCACGCCUCGGAGCGCAGGAAGAGCCCGUCGCCCAGCCCGGGCCAGCGCAGCAGCUCCUGGAGCUCCAGCGGCUCCCUCUCCAAGUCCCGCUCCCGCUCCCGGGAGAAGAGAGCAGGACGCAGCCGCUCCCGCUCGCCCUCGCCGAAAAAGCCAGCCAGCAGAGAGAAGGACAACGAGCCCCGAACACGUCACGGUGAUCCCGAUCCCGCCCGCCCCCGGCGCCGCUCCAGGAGCUACUCCCCCAUCAGGAAGAGGAGACGCGACUCCCCGAGCUUCAUGGAGCCCAGGAGGAUCACCAGCGCCCGCAAGCGCCCCAUCCCCUACUACCGGCCCAGCCCCUCGUCCUCCAGCUCGCUGAGCACCUACUCGUACAGCCGGAGCCGCAGCCGCAGCUACGCCAGCUCCAGCUCCAGCCGCUCCCGCAGCCGGACUCGCAGCCCCCCCAGCCGCUCCCGCAGCCCCAGCCGCAGCCCCAGCUACAACAGCCGCAGCAGCUCGGAGAGCGCCGGCUUCUGAGCGCCGAGAGCCCCGAGAGCCCAGCUCUGCCCCCCCCGUGCCACCCGCGCCCCUCGAGGGACGCGACCAGCGCUGGGAAGGAGCCGGGGGAUGCCAAGGACGGGGCCGGCAGCGGGGGAAAGCACGGACGGGAACU
Molecule: messenger RNA, 2418 nt
Organism: Passer domesticus (house sparrow)
Lineage: Eukaryota; Metazoa; Chordata; Aves; Passeriformes; Passeridae
Gene: SRRM3
Product: serine/arginine repetitive matrix 3
Exons: 16
Coding region: 375-2282 (635 amino acids)
Molecular function (GO): mRNA binding
Source: RefSeq, a predicted model, not a curated record